CGAUGUUUCCGUCUACAAUAGCAACAGCGGAUCACCUUUAAAUGCAGCAAGUUAUUCUAUGUGCACUCAGAAAUUGAGCCUAAAAAAGGAGAUCUGCGGCGCAUAAUAACCUGGAAAGGCGCGAAUGCGACUUGGACUCUUGCAACAUCAACUCUUGGCUGGGUCUGCUAAAGAUCAGGCAUUGGUGCACAGCCAACAGCACCCAUCGACGACUCUGUAGAUUGGAAAUGCUCUAAAGAAAGUCCAAGGAGCAAACACAAGCAUUCCCCCUUUUAUAAAGACAUCAAAUGUUGAUUUUAUGUGCAGCUUUUGAUGGAAUAGAAGCAGCCAAAACGCAAUAAGCAAAAUGAAUGAACAAUUUUGUGGUAAUGGGGCGGUGGCUGUUGUAGAGGAGAAAGACAACGCAGACAGCGCAAACAACGCAGUCGGUGCCAAAGUGUGGACGUCGCUUACAACUAUUCUCGAUUUAAACGAGGAUUGUUGGAGAGUGGUUAUGGAUUAUCUGACUGUAAAAGACCAGCUAAGGCUCGCUUCCUCAAACCUGUUUAUUGGAGAAGUGUUCAAGAGAUACGCCUGCCAUCAGUACAAACAUAUUGAUACAUCUCUCACGGUUUGGCUUAGCGACGAAGAUGUGAAACUACUUUUGCAGAUCGUUGGCGAGAAUCUGGUUAGCUAUGAGUCCGACUGGAAUAUCGAAUUGGAGCUGAGUCUCCUGCGGAACCACUGCACGAACCUCCAAAACUUGAAAAUUAAAAUACCACCUGGCUGGCCAGGUUGGCUCAAUUUAAGAAACUUGAAGAAGCUCAAAUCUUUGGACGUUAAUCUGGUUCCUAUGUAUGAAGACAACGAAGACGAGGAAUUCUGUACUGAUUUCGUUGAGGAACUGAAGCAAUUUCCGUAUCUAAAGGAACUGAAGUUGAAGGCGCAAUACAGCGGAAGAGGAUUGGAUGCUCUCGAUCAACUGGAAUCUCUGGAGCUAUACCUCGAUUAUGGAAUCGAUUGCAGGUCCAUGGAUGAUUGCUGCCAAAAACUGAAGAAAUUACGCAGUCUUCGAUUUGGAUACGAUAUUGAGCACUUCACCAAAGACAACUUUGAAAUGCUGCUUAAGCACUGUCAGCAGCUGGAACGUCUGUCCUUUAAUGUAGAGAAACUUUACUUAACGGUGCCCUAUGACCUGGUCUGUCAGUUGCCCAGACUGCAACAUUUGGAGCUGUUUCAUGACGGUUCUAUAAGCGACUCGCUAAUCAAAGGGUUGAUCAACAAAAAGGGUUCUCCUCUGGAAAGUCUUCUCCUAGGCCCGGUGAGUCCUGUGAAGUUGCCCGAGGAUCAGGUUAAGCAUAUUUGCAAUAUUUCAACACUCAAGGAACUCGAAGUAGAAUGCGAUACCGUCCCCUUGGCGGACUUACUGAAGCUGAAGAACCUUCUAUACCUUCACAUAUACAUGCCAAUUGCGAAUGACCAGGCCAUGGACCUCUUGAAAGGGCUUCCGCGCCUGGAAGUUCUGAACUUACCAAAUAAUGAAAUGCUAGUCCAUGGGAACUUAGUGAAUAGUGUUCGUACCUGGAUGAGCGAACAGACGGAGCGGCGCAGAAUGAUUAAAAUCUAUAUCAUUGAAUCAGAUUCAAACGAAAUUUUAUUCAAAAAUUCUUUUGUUGAAAUCAUAAUGUUAGAUUGUCGUUCACUUCCCAUAUUAAUAAACAAAGAACUCAGUUAACGAUCGCAACGUACA
This is a messenger RNA of Drosophila subobscura, 1729 nucleotides long. RefSeq lists its product as uncharacterized. The record is from RefSeq and is a predicted model, not a curated record. NCBI's taxonomy places the organism in Eukaryota, Metazoa, Arthropoda, Insecta, Diptera, Drosophilidae. The transcript has 2 exons. Bases 347 to 1714 code for a protein of 455 amino acids.